Molecule: messenger RNA, 318 nt
Organism: Fomitopsis serialis
Lineage: Eukaryota; Fungi; Basidiomycota; Agaricomycetes; Polyporales; Fomitopsidaceae
Exons: 2
Biological process (GO): iron-sulfur cluster assembly
Cellular component (GO): mitochondrion; cytoplasm
Molecular function (GO): 2 iron, 2 sulfur cluster binding
Source: RefSeq, a predicted model, not a curated record
GACCGCUCUACUCAGAAUCUGCACGCUGAGAGACGGGGUGCGGUGCAGGCACCCAGCGCUUUGCAGGGACUCCGCGCACUGCUCAAGGGGCCCACGCCCCAGCUCAUACGGAUAGACGUGCGGAACAAGGGCUGCGCAGGGCUCUCGUACCACCACGAAUACGUCGAUGAGCCGGGCAAGUCCGACGAGGUGGUCGAGCAGGACGGCGUGAAGGUCCUCAUCGACAGCAAGGCGUUCUUCUCCAUCAUCGGCAGCGAGAUGGACUGGUACGUGAACGCGCUCAGCGCGAAGUUCGUGUUUAAGAACCCGAACAACAAG